AUGGCGACCGAUACGGACACCUCGUCGGUCCCUACACACUCCCAAGGCACCGACGCCCCUACGCCCGUCACAAACUCGGCCAACGACGGCACCAGCCGGCAAGGCGAGGAUAUUCUGAGUUUUGGCUGGGACGGCAGUGCCUGCAUGCCCACCGCCUGUGCCGCCCGCAUGCCGGUCCCAUCGUCCUCGUCACACUCGACGUCCAUGUCAGAGCACUGCCAGAAGAAGCGCAAACUCGACGACUGCUCGGAGCUAGAUCCUCGACUCAUGGGCAUCUGUCCGACAUCACGAAACAUCGAGGAGCUCGCCAAACGCGAGCUCGACCAUUUCCCCAGUCCCGACCUGCUCUUUCCUAUGCCCGCCCUCGAGUUCGACUUUCGCAUCGCCGUCUCCCUGAACCCCGAGCUGUCGCGCUCCGAAAAUAGAGUCCACAAGGAAAUCAUCACCGUGACCAGCGGUAAAUGGUCGGGGACCUUUGGCAACGGUCGCGUUUUGGCUGGCGGCUAUGACCUAGGCCAGGCCCGUGGCUUCCGUCCAAUCCGUAUUGUCGAAGGCGCCUUUGUCCUCCAAACUGAUGAAGCAGCUCCUGCGGUUUUUGAAAUGCGCACCCGCGGCUCUCUCUCCGGUCCCUGCAACGUCCUCGACGUCCUCCUGAGCCCCCGAAAGGACAAGGAUAUUGAUCCUCGCCAAUAUAGCUUCCGCAUGUUCUGCACAGUCAAGGCGGCCGACAAGCGUUAUGCUGAGCUCGUCAACUGCGGUCUAUGGGUUGCUAGCGGCGUAUGGAAAGGCGAUGAGCUCAUUAUUGAUGCCUUUCGUGUCACGUAA
Molecule: messenger RNA, 825 nt
Organism: Cordyceps militaris CM01
Lineage: Eukaryota; Fungi; Ascomycota; Sordariomycetes; Hypocreales; Cordycipitaceae
Exons: 5
Coding region: 1-825 (274 amino acids)
Source: RefSeq, a predicted model, not a curated record